Closterium sp. NIES-65 is the source of this 843-nucleotide messenger RNA. NCBI's taxonomy places the organism in Eukaryota, Viridiplantae, Streptophyta, Zygnematophyceae, Desmidiales, Closteriaceae. The record is from the annotation of a GenBank genome assembly.
AUGCGCCAAGCGGCCUGCUUCCUCCCGCCUUCCCUCUCGCCAACGGCGCCGGUCGGGCAACCGCAACUCUCCUCUGGGCCCUUCCCCCCCACUGCUGCCGCCUGUGCGGUGAGUGUGAUCCUCCCUUCCGAUGCUCCUCCCACUGCCACUGCGUCUCUGGCGAGCGAUGCUCCCCGCCACGGCUUCCUCCAUGUGCUUGCGGUCGAGCCGCCGAGCGGACCAUAUUCUCCCCCACUCCUCUCCGCCUUCCUUCCACGUCCCCAUACCGCUCGGCCCUCGGCGGCGCUUCUCUGGACGAGCGCGAGCUUCCGUCCCUCAGCUCCAACCGCCGUUGCUGGACUCCUGUCAUGGUUGGGGUCCGUGGCACGUGACCCCUCCUUUCGCGCCUCUCCCUCUUCCUCCUCUGCUGUCGCCGCGGUGUCGGCGUGUUCCGUGCUGGGCACGUGGUCUCCCUCCUCGGCUCAGCUCGGGACGUGGAGUUUCGCGCGCGUCAGCUCGUCACAAUCCUGCUGCGGGUUGAAGUGCUCUUGCUCCUCGCCAUGCUCCGGUUCGUCACUGUACUCCUGCUUGUCACCGUGCUCCCGCUCGUUGGCUGUACCCUUGCCCGUCGUCGUACGCCGGCCUGUCGUCGUACUCCUGCUAAGCCUCCUCGUCACUCUCCUCCCGCGUCAGCUCGGCCUGCGGAUCCUGUUCGGCCCGGCGGAUGCCCGAGCCUUCUCCUCGCUCCCGCGGGAGUUCUUCCCUCCCACGCCAGCGACCUCGCUCAUCACGUCGCCGGCCUCCCCCUUCUUGGGAGCGAAACGCCCCUUCGUCGCGCAGGUGGCGGUGGUCAUCGCCGCAUAG